UUUUCUGGAAGGCUUAUUACCGAUUUGCUCGACCUAAGUGUGCGGACCCAACCGCAUGUCCAAUUUUGGGGCGUGGACGUGAACGAAAGCCGAUAAUUAGGAUUAAACAAAGAAAAAUCAAUAUAAAGUGGCCGAUAUUGUUGUAGUUGCUAUAAAAAGACAAUUUUCUAGCAUUUCCCUUGGCUGCGGAUUUAAUUACGCCUUUGUGAAAAAUUGUGAAAAUCAAAAUGGCGUCAUUGUUGUGUGCGUGGCAAGGCGCUGCCAACCUGCUUUAACAGAAAAACUGAGUAACUUUCACAUUUUGUUUGUACCUAAAGUCAAACUUGGGUUGUAACCAAAACGAGGUAGAGAGACAUUUGUGCUACAAACGUUCAGACAAACGCAUGUUUUCGUAUCAAUACGUCGUAAUAUUUCAUUUUCGGUUUUCUGAGAGUGGACAGCCUUCAGGGCUGCAUUGGCAUAUCGAUUACCGAUAGCCGCGAGCACACGUCCGCAUUUCAUCAGUGCCUGAAAAAGCGCAACGCGUAAAACACGUUUUCUGCAGCUCCAAAACAAAAACAGAACACUCAAGCGGAGGGAUUAUUGGUUUACUGCGAGUUGACAAAAUAAAAUAACAGCAUUUAUUAUAUUCUGGCGCUGCUGCUGGAAUUUGUUUUAUACUCGUUUUAAAAGUGAAUUAUACUAUUGCAGUCCUUGAAAAAGCGAAUUCCUAUGGAAUUACGUAAUCAGUGGAAAUUUAGUAUCUAUUAAGACACCCAUACCAACAAAAGCGAGUGUCGCUGCACACACGCACGAUCCAACACACGCGCACACGUUGCGUAUGGUCACACCUACAAGUGUGGAAGAGAGACGGCCAUACGGAGUUCAGCGUUGCCAGAUACAUUUUUUGUUUUCCACACAAACAAAGAAAAUGCCUCGCAUAGUUCCACUGCAAUUGCUGAGGUGCCUGCGGGUGCUUUUGGACAACAAUGGUGGAAUUUUAAGUGCAGUAGAGGUGAAACGCAUUUCGGGAUUGAUGGCCAAGUAUUCAAAAAAACUCGUCUCGAAAUGUGUGUAUGUACAAAUUCUGAAAUCCACAAAGACGGAACUAUUGGGGGACUUUAUGGCGGUGGGCGGUUGGUCGCUGGUCUACACCUGGCUAAAUGAUGCCAUCAGGGCGAUGAACUGGCCGCUGGUGCAGGAGAUCCUGGAACUACUGCUCCUUUCUCCCGUGGAUGUCAAUCGCCUCAAGAUAAACUCAGCACCUAUUCUGGUCAAGGGUCUGUGCAAGGAUGGCGGCAAUGAAGGUGUACGCAUUCUAGCCAAGCGAUUGGUAGAGCAGUGGCUGAAGAUUGUGACGGAAAACACAAGCAUGACGAUCCAAGGUGCUGCCCCACAAAUUGCAGCCACUACUGCCUCCCAGGUUCCUGCAUCCGUUUCUGGACCUGGCUCCGCUUCAGUUCCGGACUCUGCCUCUUCUUCAGACAGCACUGAUAGCGCCGGAGCACCUGUGACGUAUACCAUCACCUCGGCGGCCAACAGUAGCAAUUCCAACAGCAUUACCAUUAAGUGGAAACCCUUGUUGGACAACCCAGAUGGUGGCGACGAAAAUGUUUCUGGCACAGCAUCGAAGGACAACGAGGAGGAACACCUGGAAAAGGGCUCCUCCGCAACCCACUCAUUAGCCGACGCUAGUCUGGGGAGAAAGUCCGGUUUAGAUGAUAGUAGCUCCGCGGCGGAGGUUAAGUCUGGGGAGGACGUGGAUAAUAAGAAGCAUAAGAGCUCCAAGAGCGACAGAAGUAAACGGUCCGAGAAGGAGCGUGAGAAGGAUAGAAAGAAGGAAAGUUCAACGAGUCAUAGGUCGUCCUCAUCUAGCCAUAAGUCGUCCUCUUCCUCGUCGUCCUCCUCUUCGAAGAGCAGUUCUUCCAAGAGCUCCUCCUCUUCUUCCUCCUCUUCCCAUCGCAGUUCUAGCGAUAAAUACCGCGAUAAAGACAAGGCUCGCUCUAGUUCCGGUUCCUCCAGCUCGAGCAAGGACCGGGAGCGCAGCAGCGGUUCGUCUUCUUCUUCCUCGAAUAAACACAAGUCCUCAAAGUCCUCCUCGUCGUCGUCGUCGUCGAGCAGCUCUGGUUCUAGUUCGUCCAAAGAUCGCAAGUCGUCGUCGUCAACUUCGUCAUCAUCCUCAUCCUCGAAGCAGGACAAGGACAACAAGCUAAUGCCUCCGCCAGCUGUGGCAGCAUCAAAUGCUGCAGGUACAUCUCCUACAGCUUUGGCAAAGGAGAGCGACGCACAGAAGCCCAGAUCGAUUCCUAUCAUGUCCCGCAAGGCCUCCAUUUCGAUAGAGAUUCGCCGGGACACCGAAAAGACGGCCACUGUAAAGACGUACCAGUCCAAAUUCAGAUCGCAUGGCCUGACGGAAGAGGCUCCGCCUCCCCCAUCGCGCAAGGGCCUAAAGAAGCCCACAUCGUCGGCGGUUCCCACUUCUCCCGCUCUAAUGUCAGUGCCGUCUUCACUGAAACGACCAUCGCCGCCGCCCAGGGAUUUGUCCACCGACAAGAAGGCCAAGAUCGACAUCAACAACGUCGCGGGACAUGUGGAGAGGCCCGGAGCCGCCAAGCUGAUAGCGCCCAAAAAGAUUCAAACCCUGGUGGAGACCAACCUGUUCUCGGACGCCCUGGCCGCCUCCAUCGAACCCAAGAAGGUGGUGAAGCGCAAGCGGACGUCUGCAACAUCGCCCACGGACAAGGACGCGCCACUGGCGCCGCUCAAGUUCUACCAGGAUACUCUGGACGAGUCGAAGAGCGAGGAGAAGUCGGACGACAGCAGCAAGGAAAACGAUGAUGCGCGCUCCGGGUCACCCGGCAAGGACACGGAUGCCGAUGACGACGACAUUCCCCUUAAGAGGGUCAAGGAGGACAUCGAGCAGAAGGUGCAAAAGGCGAAGGCUGCGGCAGGAGGAGAAGGCGGAGAAGCGGGUAACACCUCUGACAGCGCUGAAGAUCUUCCCGAGGAGCCCAAGAAGCCUGGGCCUGGCUGUGGACCCGAUGGACCACCGGGAGUGCUCACGCUGCACCGCCGCAAGGGCCCGAAAAAGAAGCUAACCUGGCAGUCAGAGGAUAAGCUCACCCAGGUACGAUACUUCGAGGUCGACCGCUCGGAGCGAGUGAAUGUGAUGAAGCAGACCUUCCUGGAAAUGAAGAACAUGGAGCGAUUCAGCGAGCGGGACGCGCUGACCAUUGCUCGGCGCGGAUUCGACGACACCAUGGAGCCGCAAAUGGAGUGGCGGCCCCUACUCGAAGUCGAUAACGUGCCCGACCACCCGAACGGAAACCUCUCCAAGCAGCGCCAGGUGCAGAUGGACAGGGAGGCCACCACUCUAAGAGCCCUGUACUUCUCGCCCGACAUGAUUCCCGACAGUCCUGCGGAGGCGGAACUGGAGCCGCACUUUGCUCAUGACAUUCCCGUGAUACCCAUGGAUGACUUGACGGGGAAUCCGGAUGCUGUCAACGACUACAGUGCCUUGGCGUGGCCGGAGCCCAAGAAAUACGCGCCUAGCUCGGGAGUCGGAGCAAAUAUCAGCGGAUCGGACAUGGGCUUCAAUGACAAUGUGUUGACCGGACUGGGAGCUGGACCGAACCUAAUGCAAAACCCAUUCGAUCCGUUCAUGGGAGGCAUGCCUGCUCCCACGGGAAUGCCACCCGGACCAAACAUGAUGCCAAAUCAAGUGCCCAACGGAGCACCGCAAAUCUGGCAGAACCAAAUGGGUCCGGGAGGUGGGCCGCCCGGUGUACCGCCCGGUGUACCGCCCAUGAUGAACGGACCCGGUGGCCCCGGAAUGGAUAUGAACAAUAUGAACAUGAACAACAUGCCACCGCAGAACUUUAUGGGCAAUCAGUUUGGAAGUCCAGUGCCCCCAUUCGGAAACGGCCCACCACCUGGAUUCAAUCAGUACCCGCCCAUGAUGAUGAAUGGCCCAGGGCCGGGACCGGUAAUGGGACCCAAUGGUCCAGUGAUGGGACCCAACGGGCCCAUGAUGAACGGCCCACCCAAUGGACCCAUGAUGAACGGGCCGCCCAAUGGAAUGGGACCAGGACUAAUGAUGGGCGGACCCAGGAACAACAACAACAGGAACAAGAACAACGGCGGCGGCAUCUGGCGCAGCGGGGGCAACAACUUCCAGGAGAACUCCGGCGGCAACUGGCGCUCAGCAGGAUCUGGCCCCAAUCGAGGAGGCGGAGGAGGCAAUGGCAACACCGGCGUCUGCAAGCAGUUCAUGCGAGGACACUGCAACAUGGGCAAGAACUGCAAGUACGUGCAUCCGCAGAAGAAGCGCUUGUAGGACCUACCCGAAUCUUCUGCGGAAGAUUCAGCUGCAUAGAUCUCAGACGCGCACGGAGGCCGUGAUUUCCGAAAUCGAGUCCCCACAUGAAGACUGUAUCCAGGUUAGCUGCCGCUAGUUAAUCUAAGUGUAUAUAUGUAUUCGGUAUAUUUUUGUGUAGACGCAGUCUAUCCCUAAGUUUUUAGCCUAAGAUCUGGGUUCAAUCCCCUGCCCCGCUAACUUUAUUAUUAUACAGAUUACCAUAAGGUUAAAUAUUUAUAAGUUCAAAUUUACACAAUUAAAUACAAAGUCAUAUGAUGCAAAGCCAAUGCAGUUGAUUUCUUUAGGGAUUAGAAUUAAAAACCAUACUUUUGAUUUUCAUUAGGCAUGCCCAGUAGGUAUAUUCACAAGAUGUUUGCUGCCGGGUGCUGAAAUCGAUGUCUUCAGGGGGUAUGCCAUCAUCAUGCGGUGCUUGCACUUAACCUGGAACUUUUGUGGCUUCCGUUUCCAGGCCCGCGACCCAGAAUUCACUUUCUACUCGUAUAGUUUCCACAGUCCAGUCUUCGUUUCAGUUACGUGUAUUUCAUCAGCGCGUUCGGUCCGCAAAAUCAUGAAGUCAUUGCUGAAUCGGAUAAUCCUGUGCAGCGCCUUUCUGGCCGUGGCCAGUGGUCUGAGCUUCACGGUGACGUCGCGGAUCUACAUGGAUGUGAAGCACAACAAGAAGCCGGUGGGCAGGAUCACGUUUGGACUCUUCGGGAAGCUGGCACCCAAGACGGUGGCCAACUUCCGGCACAUUUGCUUGCGCGGCAUCAACGGGACCAGCUACGUGGGCUCGCGAUUCCAUCGCGUGGUGGACCGCUUCCUCGUCCAAGGCGGCGACAUCCUGAACGGCGACGGAACUGGCUCCAUUAGCAUCUAUGGAGACUACUUUCCGGACGAGGACAAGGCUCUGGCGGUGGAGCACAACAGACCCGGUUACUUGGGCAUGGCCAAUCGGGGUCCGGACACCAAUGGCUGCCAGUUUUAUGUGACCACCGUGGGCGCCAAGUGGCUGGACGGAAAGCACACCGUAUUCGGCAAGGUGCUGGAGGGAAUGGACACCAUCUAUGCCAUUGAGGAUGU
Drosophila simulans is the source of this 5416-nucleotide messenger RNA. RefSeq names its product serine/threonine-protein phosphatase 1 regulatory subunit 10 (gene PNUTS). The transcript has 6 exons. The record is from RefSeq and is a predicted model, not a curated record. NCBI's taxonomy places the organism in Eukaryota, Metazoa, Arthropoda, Insecta, Diptera, Drosophilidae. The coding region runs from base 821 to 4315 and encodes 1164 amino acids. Gene Ontology annotation, molecular function: metal ion binding.